AUGCACGGUAACACCGUAAUGGACAGGCUGUACGUUCGAAUUCGAGUCGGCCUUUGGCCGGUCACUUGUCAUUUCGGCGUGUGUGCUUUAGGGCCUCAGCGGCAUGCAGCGUUUCGGCCGAUCGGACAAAACCGACAAGGUCCAGGUCAAGACCUGAUGACCAUUUUUGAGGUCAUUUUUCGAAGGAAAAUGUCGGUUGCUGUUUUGUCAUUUUGCAUAUUCCACAACUUAAUGUUGCCGAGAACGAUCAUUAUCGUUUCUAACUGCAUCACUCAGUCUCAGGGCGCUUUGUGA
Molecule: messenger RNA, 294 nt
Organism: Soboliphyme baturini
Lineage: Eukaryota; Metazoa; Nematoda; Enoplea; Dioctophymatida; Soboliphymatidae
Source: the annotation of a GenBank genome assembly